This is a messenger RNA of Trichomonas vaginalis G3, 879 nucleotides long. RefSeq names its product G-quadruplex DNA unwinding. The record is from RefSeq and is a predicted model, not a curated record. Gene Ontology annotation, biological process: telomere maintenance; DNA repair. The coding region runs from base 1 to 879 and encodes 292 amino acids. Gene Ontology annotation, molecular function: DNA helicase activity. The transcript has a single exon. Lineage: Eukaryota; Parabasalia; Trichomonadida; Trichomonadidae.
AUGCAACAACUAUCUCAGGAACAAUUAGAAGUCAAAGAAAAAAUAAUUGCAUUUAUUAAUAAUGAUGAUGAGAAUAGCUCGAAUGUUAUGUUUUUCCAGGGUCGUGCUGGUACUGAAAAGACAUAUUUAUUAAACCAAAUAAUUUCAGAUUUAAGAAAAGAUGGUAAAAAAGUUUUAGUAACAGGAACAACUGGGAUAGCAGCCUCCAAGUAUCCACAAGGUUCCACCGUUCACUCUUUAUUUAAACUAAAAAUAAAGUCAGAUGAUUUAAAAGAAGAAAGCGGAUUUUACUCAAACGUUGGAUUAAACUCAUUUUUAGCUCAUAUACUAUACACAGCCGAUUUAUUCAUAAUAGAUGAGGCAUCAAUGCUAAUAGAGAAUGUUGCUAAUGAUGUGGACACAUGCCUUAAAUAUAUUGUUGCCGGGAAAAAAGGCACAAUGGAUCAGAUGGCCACAAUGAAGCCUUUUGGAGGGAAGAAAGUACUACUAAUGGGAGAUCUUUUACAAUUGCCUCCAGUUGUGCCAGAUUAUGGAGAAAGUGUGCUCCAAAGAUUAAUAACUUCAUGUUAUUGGUGGAAAGAUUGUUCUUUUGUAUCCUUGAAAAAGCAAAUGCGAACAAAAAAUGAAAAAUGGUCUAGCUUUUUAUCAGAAGUUGCAGAAGGAAAUAUUCAAAACAAAAAGUGGACUUCUCUAAUAGAAGAAUUUGGAAUAACUGUUACCCAUGAUAGAGAAGAAGCAAUCCAAUUUUAUUUAAAAGAUGUAGAUCUAACUGGGAAAUUUCCGAUGGAUCAACAAUGGGUUUCUUCUACAAAUAAAUUAACCAAAGAAAUGAAUGAAAUCUUUGCCAAAAUGCAUAAAGAUAGUUUACAAGAAAACUAA